Messenger RNA from Fonsecaea monophora, 1248 nucleotides. Its product is annotated as Membrane primary amine oxidase. Lineage: Eukaryota; Fungi; Ascomycota; Eurotiomycetes; Chaetothyriales; Herpotrichiellaceae. Gene Ontology annotation, molecular function: 2,4-dienoyl-CoA reductase (NADPH) activity. Gene Ontology annotation, biological process: fatty acid catabolic process. The transcript has 4 exons. The record is from RefSeq and is a predicted model, not a curated record. Bases 1 to 1248 code for a protein of 415 amino acids.
AUGCCUCUGGAAAAGCAUCAAUACCUGUCGGAGGUGUGGAAGGGCAACCUCUUCGUCGACAAAGUCGUCUUCUGUACCGGGGGAAACGGUAGUAUCUGCUCGGCGCAAGUGCGAGCAUUGGUGCACCUAGGGGCGAAUGCGUGCAUCGUCGGACGCAAUGUUGAGAAAACCCAGUCAGUGGCCAAAGACAUUGCCACCGCUCGACCGGGGAGCAAGGUUCUGGGUAUUGGGGCAGUGGAUGUCCGUAACGUCGAAAACUUGGAGGCCGCCGUCAAGCAGUGCGUGGAAGAGCUCGGGGGAAUUGAUUUUCUCAUCGCCGGAGCAGCGGGCAACUUCCUUGCGCCCAUCUCACAACUCUCGCCCAACGCGUUCAAAUCGUGUUACCACACCUCGUGGCGUCCUGCAAGAAGUAUAACUCCUCGACGUCCCUGCCCAAACCUUUGGGGGGGGCCUGGAGGCCGGAUCAUCUACGUGUCCGCCACCAUCCACUACACCGGGGCAGCCUUACAGGCGCAUGUGGCCGUCGCCAAAUCUGGGGUCGAUGCACUCUCAGCAAACGUGGCCAUCGAGUACGGUCCGUUGGGCGUGACGUCGAAUGUCAUCGCUCCCGGUCCUAUUGCUGGCACGCACGGCAUGGACCGCCUCUCGAAGGAGCACUACGCUGGCCAAACAGCCGGUCGAACCAUACCCCUGGGACGCUGGGGCAGCAUCAAAGAGAUUGCAGACGCCACGGUCUUUCUUUUCAGUGAUGCGGGAAACUACGUAAACGGGGAAGUCCUCGUAGUCGACGGCGGUGCCUGGCGCACCGGUGCUGGCUCUCCAGGAUACGGCAAUUUCGAGUAUCCAGAAUUUCUUCUCUCUGGCGCCGAGGUCACCGGCGGCAAGCCGAAACCGGGUAUAAAAGAUUUUGUUAUGCCAAAGAAUACGUGGAUUAAAGACCACGUCUUUCUGUCCAAGGUCCGACUCAUGCACAACCUCAUGGUCUCAACCCUUAGUCAGAUGAAGCCUUGCUUGACGCCACUGUUGGCAAAGCCCAAGAUCAUGGGAAGUGAUGUUGCCAUGCCCAUCAAAUUCCUGUCUUCGAAAUACAUAUAUUGGAACAAACGGAUUCAGACUUAUCAGCAAAUGACUUAUCAGAAACACUUUGCGGAUUCUCCGCAGACCAAAAAUAAAUCAGAAGAUCGAGGAACCUCGGUCCCGCGACGAAUACUCUUCUAUCAAGCCUUUUUCAGUCGCGAAAAUCACUAA